AUGGCGGCCGCCGGCGGGAAUAGCAGGGGUGAGCGGUGGAGCCUGGAGGGCGCGACGGCGCUCGUCACCGGCGGUAGCAAGGGGAUCGGUCACGCCAUCGUGGAGGAGCUGGCUGGCUUCGGUGUGCGGGUGCACACGUGCUCGCGCAGCGCGGCAGAUCUGGAGGCGUGCCGACGGCGGUGGUCCGAGAAGGGCCUGCUCGUCACCGUCUCCGCCUGCGACCUCGCCGUGCGCGCCGACCGGGAGAGGCUCAUGGAGACUGUCAAGGCCACCUUCGACGGCAAGCUCGACAUUCUGGUGAACAAUGCGGCGCAGUUGUUCCCGAAACCGGUGGCGCAGUGCACGGCGGAAGACUUCUCACGUUGCAUGGCGAUCAACCUGGAGUCGUGCUUCCACCUUUGCCAGCUCGCGCAUCCUCUCCUCCUUAAUGCCUCCCUCGCUGGCGGCGGAAGCGUCGUCAAUGUCUCCUCCAUUGGAAGUUUGCUGGCCUACCCCGACAUCACCCUCUAUGGCACUGCCAAAGCCGGAAUAAACCAACUAACAAGGAGCCUCGCCGCCGAGUGGGCUAGCGAUAAGAUUCGUGUGAACUGCGUGGCACCUGGGGUGAUCAUGACCGACAUGGCGAAAGAGGCACCACCAGAGGCCAUUGAGCAAUCGUUAACCAGGACCCCUAUGCGGCGGGCCGGCGAGCCGGUGGAGGUGGCGUCCAUGGUGUCCUUCCUCUGCAUGCCGGCGGCGUCCUACGUCACUGGCCAGGUCAUCUGCGUGGACGGCGGCUGGACCAUUAGUGCCUGA
Miscanthus lutarioriparius is the source of this 795-nucleotide messenger RNA. Lineage: Eukaryota; Viridiplantae; Streptophyta; Magnoliopsida; Poales; Poaceae. The record is from the annotation of a GenBank genome assembly.